Molecule: messenger RNA, 1188 nt
Organism: Venturia canescens
Lineage: Eukaryota; Metazoa; Arthropoda; Insecta; Hymenoptera; Ichneumonidae
Product: venom allergen 5-like
Exons: 8
Coding region: 55-948 (297 amino acids)
Cellular component (GO): extracellular region
Source: RefSeq, a predicted model, not a curated record
AGCUCAGUCGAUCCUUUUUUUACGCAUUUUGUCAAUUGUCAAAUUUUGUGAAAAAUGGGUUUGUUUGGGUACGCUAUCGCUUCCGCCGCAAUCUUAGGCCUUUUACUUGUGCCAUUGUGUAUGAAGAAUUUGCAUUUGAAGGCGUCGUCAUCGUGUAAAUGUAAAGGUUGUACGAGACACAAUUGUUCUGUAGCAACCGAUCACACGCAAUCCAAUCGAGCAGACGCAAAUAAAACUGCGUUGUCGGCUGUGGAAUUACCCAAGGCUGCAUCAGGAUCCACGGAAACGGAGGGCGAGAGGACCGAACCGCCGGCUGUUGAAUUACCCGAGGCUGCGCCAGGAUCACCAGAAACGGAGGACGAGCGGGCUGAAUUGUCGGUAACUGACCCACCAGCUUGUGGUUUGGGAGUCUUCAAACGAGGUCUGACCCCAGAGGAAUAUACCGAAAUUCUCAGGACUCAUAACCAGCUUAGAAAAAAGGUGGCACUCGGAUGUGAACUAAAAGGAAAGCCCGGACCUCAGCGAAAAUCUGCGAAACUGGGAGACCUGAAGUGGUCCGAUGAAAUAGCUAUCACUGCUCAAAACUGGGCCAAUGGCUGCGAGUACAAACACGGCGGGCAAAGGAAACUCGCAGAUGGGACGGAACUUGGCCAAAAUCUUGCUGAAACAAAAAAAAGCGGUCCCGGGGAAUUUCCAUCCGCCAGUGCACUCGUUGAGACACUGUGGUACGGCGAAGUGGUGAACGUCUCCAGGACACUGGCGGAUUCUUACCAGGAUGUGGCGCUUCCUGGGGAGCCGGUCAAUCACUACACCCAACUGGUAUGGGCCAAAACAACGCACGUAGGCUGUGGUCUCGUCGAUUAUGAAAAGGAUGCCGAAUGGAGAAUCAGGUAUUUGGUAUGUAACUACGGUCCUCAAGGGAAUAUCAAAGGUGAGCCAAUCUACUAGGAAACUCGAAACAACGUUUGUAGUAGAUUUUGUGACAACAGCCUGAAAUACUUGAUAUUCGAUGCUUGUCCGCUUUUCUGCGUACUCUGGACUACCGCAAUUAACUAAUUAUUAAGGGGUAUACCCUGAUUAGACGGGCAAAAAAAAAGACUGUUUUCACGAUUUUUUUUUGCCGGUAUAAAUUAUAAAUAUGAAUAUAGAAAUGUAAAGCUUAAAAAAUACACAAAAAAAUGUUGUUUA